AUGUUGAGCCCUAUCUUUGUUCUGUGGGAUAUUGGAUAUCCUUUGUACACUUAUGGCUCCAUCAUUAUUAUUGCCUUAAUUCUUUGGCAAGUGAAAAAGAGCCCCCGAGAAUUAAGGUUGGGACCUAACAGAAGCCGUUGCCGGCAUCACCGGAGAGUCAAACAAAACUAUAGAUCAUCAAGAGCUAGGAGACUCUCCUGGGAAGAAGCUGAGAAGCCCUCGGAACUGCUCUCUGUCAUGAAAAGCCUGGAAUGGUUUCCUCAGGAGGGAAGUGUGCGGAGACUCCUGUGUGCAGACCCCUGCUGCCAAACCUGCAAUGCCGUGGCUCUGGAGAUUCGGCAGUUGCUGGUGGGUGAGAACAGCCCGAUCUCUCCCCGUUCACCGGGGCCAUCGCAGGGAUCCUCUUGCCCAGAGAUUUUGUCCCAACACACCCAAGAGCUUUCAUUUCCACCUGCAGUCUCCUCAAUGUCACAACUAAUGGAUCAGAAAUCCUUAACCCAAUCAACUGCCCAGUCAACAGAUGCAGUCAGCAUCCAAGAUGGCCGGGCUGAACACAAGCUAAGGCAGGAACUUCGAGCACUAGAUGUAUCCUGGGAUGCAGGAGCUCUGUCUUCUUUAAGCCUCAAGGAGCGUAGGAUUCCUAUGAACCAGCAAGACAAGAAGAGCAACUCUGAAUAUGCCCUGGAGAAACAAGAAGCUACAGAAGCUGGCUUGGGAAAUAAGAUGAAGCACUAUCCACACUGGAGUAACCCUGAGGUGAAAGAUCAAGGGCAUAAGGAAUCCAUUCUCCUCUCUAAGGAUGAGACAGUGGCCAAAACCUUGGCAAAAACGGUUGAGAAGAGUCCACCCCCCACCAAAGGCCCUGUGAAGCAAGUUAAGUUGGAGAAGACAACAGAGGAUGAGGGCAGUAUCUUCUUUGAUGUCCGCCAGUGCCUAGACAAUGAACCACAUCAACACUCCCUUCAAUCUAGCCACUCCUGGUUCCAGUGCCUUCCCCACAACAGCGCCAAGCACUCUCCUCAGCUGACUUGUGCCACUCAACCAGAAAAUCCAUCCCAGGUCCCAACUCUCACCUCAGCAUAA
This is a messenger RNA of Rhinolophus ferrumequinum (greater horseshoe bat), 1083 nucleotides long. It is a transcript of the gene SPATA31F3, whose product is annotated as SPATA31 subfamily F member 3. NCBI's taxonomy places the organism in Eukaryota, Metazoa, Chordata, Mammalia, Chiroptera, Rhinolophidae. Bases 1 to 1083 code for a protein of 360 amino acids. The record is from RefSeq and is a predicted model, not a curated record. The transcript is spliced from 5 exons.